GUACGAAUAACCGUUAAGUCGACCAUUUCACCUAGCGAGGAGAUAUUGAUACGAGAGAUGGGUCGUGGUGAGUACUUUGGCGAAAAAGCACUACUUGGCCAAUGCAGACGCACAGCCAACGUCUACGCUCUGGGACCUGGUGGAGUUGAGCUCUUCUGCUUAUACAGAAAUGCAUCUAACCUUUACGAUCUUUCGCCAGACUCCCAUGUUCGCAUUACUCGACGUCAGGAUUCUGACGAGGCAUACAAUUUUUCUCCAAGCAUAAAGAUUCCAGGUCACGGUCUGAUCUCUCCCUCUGGAGCUACCUGGAGAGUCGGACAUGGGGCUUGCGCUGCAACCAAACCUCAGACUCCCGCAGCCUCGGCUACCACACCGACGACAGUUUCAUCAGCUGCC
Protopolystoma xenopodis is the source of this 396-nucleotide messenger RNA. The record is from the annotation of a GenBank genome assembly. Lineage: Eukaryota; Metazoa; Platyhelminthes; Monogenea; Polystomatidea; Polystomatidae.